Molecule: messenger RNA, 1259 nt
Organism: Quercus lobata
Lineage: Eukaryota; Viridiplantae; Streptophyta; Magnoliopsida; Fagales; Fagaceae
Product: probable transcriptional regulator RABBIT EARS
Exons: 1
Coding region: 265-1044 (259 amino acids)
Source: RefSeq, a predicted model, not a curated record
UGCAAGAAACAAAGACAAAGGAAAGCAGACCCAAAACGCAAAGGCUGGUAACAAGACCUUUUCAGCUGAGCUUUUUUUCACUUCCUCAUAUAUUCUCAAAUUGCUUUCAUGUAUUCAUUAUGAAUUAAUACAGAAGACACAUAUAUUCAUACAUAUUCCUGAACCCCCCCACUAAAUAUCUUUCACUCUUGAAGAAAGCUCAAACCCUUCCAUCAAAAACACCUAUUCCUUCCUUUUUAUCUAUCUUGGUUUCAAAGAAGAGUGAUGGAGCAAGCACCUUAUUGGAUGUGGACGAAGAGGAAACAAGUCUUGCAGUCACAUUUUCCACCUUCAAUGAAUUCUUUUAACAGCAGCUCAUGGGAAGAGAAGGCUUUUGCAGAAGACUCAGCUGGGACUCUUGGUGGAUGUGUAUGGCCUCCAAGAUCUUAUACUUGCAGUUUUUGUAAUAGAGAAUUCAGGUCUGCACAAGCUCUAGGUGGUCACAUGAAUGUUCAUAGAAGGGAUAGAGCUAGGCUCAAACAAUCUCUUAGCCCCUCCAAUAAACCCCUCCAUAAGUCAUUGGAAGGUCAGUUUUCAACUGAGAUUAACAGCAAGUUGAGUCACAAUCUGGUCUCUAAAUAUUGCCCUAGUGAACAAACUUUUAAGUCUGCUUAUUCGUGUUCUAGUAGUGCUCAAUCUUGGUCAAAUCCUUUGGGGGUUGGACUUUUGAGUAUCUCAGAAUCAAAUCCUGAAGUGGGAAAGAAUCAAAUAAGGGAUCAAGAAGAUUCUGUCGGUCUAGGUUGUGAUGAUGAUUAUGUUGAAACUGACUUGUCUGUGGGCAUGAAUUCGUUUGUUAGCCAAAAUAGACCAACUGGGUCUUGUGGGGAUGAGGCAGCUAGUUGCAAGAAACCUAGGACUGCUGUUUCUUCACUGUCUUUUGUUCUCAAGCCAUUUUCAGAUGAUAGAUACCAUCUUCAAUCAGAGGUUUUUGAAGUGCUUAACCCUAGCACCAUGGAAGGCUUGGAUCUUGAGCUCAGGCUUGGUGAUACACCUAAUGUGAAGUGAGUGCAAUUUUAUUAUGGGCCUAAUUAAUCAAGUGAAUGAUGAGAGAAUCUUUGAUCUUUGUUUCUCUUUCCUUUGAUCUUUUCAUACCUCAUGUUGAUCUUAUAGCUAACAGGCAGAGGUACUAUAUAUAUUGAGAAUCUUGAAUGAAAUCAUGAAAAGCUUAAUUUUUUUCAAUGAUUUUGACAUGAUUGUAAUUUCCAUUAAUGCAUCUGAUU